AUGAGACGAGAGUGUACAUGCUCUAUGUAUGGGGGGGCGACCCACACGGUCAGAACCCAGCGCGAAUGGGAGCGGCAUUCAGCCUUACUUCGACGAGAUAAUCAACGGGCAGCAUUGAGAUCUCGAGCUCGACGUCCUCAUGAGCACCGAGGACAAGAAGACCCCCCUUCCCCACCUGGCCAAACUGCCUUCUCCUCCGCCUCUGGUUCCGACGUAGACGACGAGGACCAUCCUUCUCCGCCUCGUCAAACUAGUCUUGACUCCGCCUCUGGUUCCGACGUAGACGACGAGGACCAUCCUUCUCCGCCUGAUCAAACUGCCUCCUCUGCCUCUGGUUCCGGUGUAGACGACGAGGACCAUCCUUCUCCGCCUGGUCAAACUAGUUUUGACUCCGCUUCUGGCUCCGACGCAGAACAUACCCGUGACAAUUCAAGCCCCGAAGCGGAUGAUGAGGAGGUUUCUUUAUAUAUGUCACAUUCGGAGCCACAGGAACCCCCGAACCCCUCUACAACAUUUACCGACUUAAGAGACCUACCUCACUCCACUGUUUCCCCGGGAGACUCACCCUUCCAGAACCAUUGGGACCCCGAAGACGUCUAUUCAGAGUUGGGUUCUGAAGCUGACGAUGACAUUGAUUCAUUAGAGUCAUUUGGUGGGAGUGAUACAUCAGGGCCUAUAGGUCAGAUGAAUCGUGGGAUUGCCGAUUAUUCCGACGAACCUGCUGGUGAUUUGGACGAGUUUAGCUCAGAUUCCGAUUCGGGGGAGGAACUAGGAACUCAAGAGGACGUUGAUUUGUCUGUCAUCAGUGAGCACGAUGAAGAGUUCUUUGAUUUCCAGGAUCCGAUUAGUCGACUACCCACGAAGCAGGAGAUGCUGUCCUUUUCGAUACACGACAUUGCUCUGAAACACAAGAUAGCAAGAGAGGCAGCACGAGAUACAUCUGAGCUUUUUUCAGCAGUUCUACCGCCGGAAGAGAAGCCUCUUGACUACCGUACAGUGCGGGCCAGGAUACAGAAAAUGACAGGGAUCAAAGAAGUGUUGUAUGACUGUUGUCCGUUAAGCCACAUGUCUUAUGCAAUGUAUCCCGACCUAGAUCGGUGUCUUACCUGCGAGCACCCUCGAUGGAAGCCAAGCAAGAACCCCGACGAUGAUCCUUCAGCUGCACAAGCGCGCAAGCCCUACGCGACCCAUGGGUAUAUCCCAAUCAAACAUAGACUGAAGCUUUUAUACUCGAACCCAAGUAUGGCUGCCUUGAUGGUGGCAUAUCGUUACGGCGCAGAGCAGCAACGCGCAAGACGAGUUCGAACAGACUUUUGGUCAAGUGAUUUAUUCGAAGAGAAAAAGGAAUUCUUUCCAAAUGACACCGAUAUUGCGUUCUUAUUAAGCACAGAUGGAGUGCGUGUCUUUAAGAGUAGAAGAAACUUCAGCAUUUGGCCAAUCCUAUUGGUGAGUAACAAUGUUAACGUGUUCUGCCUCAAAGUUGAGUUUCUUCGUUGCUAA
This is a messenger RNA of Morchella importuna, 1500 nucleotides long. RefSeq lists its product as uncharacterized. The coding region runs from base 1 to 1500 and encodes 499 amino acids. The transcript has a single exon. Lineage: Eukaryota; Fungi; Ascomycota; Pezizomycetes; Pezizales; Morchellaceae. The record is from RefSeq and is a predicted model, not a curated record.